ACAUCAUGGCCUCUGUCUUGCUGAAGCACCUGGCUGCCUCUCUGACACGGCAAGCGGCCCAGUUGAGCCGUUUAACUCCCACCUUCUCCACGCCAUCAGGAAGUGCGUACAGAUGUCUCUGCUCACUCACUGCUGCCCCUCGCUCGCUCCUCCUGUCCACAGCCAGGCUCAACUUCAUCGUCUCCGCUCAGCGUGGACCGUCCCCGUCGGGUCAGCGUCAGCCUCUUCCCUGCGUCCAGCCCUCUGCAGGAAUGAAAACCAGGUCAUCUCUGAAGAGGCGCUGCAAAGACUGUUUCUUCGUUCGAAGGAGGGGACGCUUGUUCGUGUACUGCAAGACAAAUCCCAGGCACAAGCAGAGGCAGGGCUGAGCUGUUGGAGGGUUGAGAAAUGUGCUGUGGAAUUGUUGGUAUUUACAAAAACUGUGCAAUCAUAAUAAAUUGCCUGCUGUAAAGACAAA
This is a messenger RNA of Austrofundulus limnaeus, 457 nucleotides long. It is a transcript of the gene mrpl36, whose product is annotated as mitochondrial ribosomal protein L36. Lineage: Eukaryota; Metazoa; Chordata; Actinopteri; Cyprinodontiformes; Rivulidae. Gene Ontology annotation, molecular function: structural constituent of ribosome. Gene Ontology annotation, cellular component: mitochondrial large ribosomal subunit; ribosome. Gene Ontology annotation, biological process: translation. The transcript has a single exon. The record is from RefSeq and is a predicted model, not a curated record. The coding region runs from base 6 to 368 and encodes 120 amino acids.